This is a messenger RNA of Fusarium falciforme, 936 nucleotides long. Its product is annotated as 2EXR domain-containing protein. The record is from RefSeq and is a predicted model, not a curated record. The coding region runs from base 1 to 936 and encodes 311 amino acids. The transcript has a single exon. NCBI's taxonomy places the organism in Eukaryota, Fungi, Ascomycota, Sordariomycetes, Hypocreales, Nectriaceae.
AUGGACGGCACAUUUCAUCGCUUUUCUGACUUCCCCUGGGAGCUCAGGGACAUGAUCUGGAAUUUCGCUCUUCGGCCUUCUGUUCCCGGCGUACACAUCUUCAAACUCUACAAUUCAAAGACAGAUGACGGUGUUCACAAGAACAUUGACGUGUUCAACCCUUACGAUCAUAUUACUUUACGCCUUGCCGUUCCACAAAGCAACAAGUCAUCUAUUACCCGGAACCGCAACAAUCCUUCCACAUAUCUCAUCGACGGAGGCCUAUGGACUGCUUGCAAAGAGUCUAGGCUCGUCAUGAAGCGCAAGUUUAAUUGCCACAAAUGGAAGUCUUCAUUGGAAAACGGCAUACUAUUGCGCUCUGAGAUAAUAGAGACGAGGAUGGAUAUGGCGGAAACAAGCUACUUCGCGUGUCACAAUGGGCAUACACACUUUUUUACUGUUUUCCCCCACAGGGAUAUCUUUAUCCUUCGACCUCAAAACCUAGAGACAAUCGACUGGUCUGAAUUCCAUUGGGACAUUGAGCUUGGAUCGUAUCGCCGCGGCUUCGGAGGGUUCCAAAACAUCGCUCUAGAAUACAACCCAGAAUGGGGGUAUGAUAUCGAAGACAAAAUCGUUGACAUGGCCAUGAACGCUGGCUUUCAUUCUUCCGGACUUAGCAUCUGGAUCGUCGACUACACCCUAAGGCGAAGAGAUAGUGCGGCUGUUGGGCAGAAAACUACAUCCCAUGGGGAUGAAAGUGUGGCUUUCCAUUUGAACGGCCGGCGGUUGAUCCCGGUCAACACAUAUCGAGAUCGCGAAGAAGGCUGGAUUGAGAUCGAGAAAGUGAACGGAAAGUACAUUGAAAGAGUCUCAGGCAGGGUGGGGUUUAGCUCGAUCGAUCUUGUCAACCGCGUUCGUGAUGAAAUCUGGGAACUAUGCGACAGGUAUGAGGUUUAA